Jaculus jaculus (lesser Egyptian jerboa) is the source of this 3240-nucleotide messenger RNA. It is a transcript of the gene Phf13, whose product is annotated as PHD finger protein 13. The transcript has 4 exons. NCBI's taxonomy places the organism in Eukaryota, Metazoa, Chordata, Mammalia, Rodentia, Dipodidae. Bases 292 to 1194 code for a protein of 300 amino acids. Gene Ontology annotation, molecular function: chromatin binding. Gene Ontology annotation, biological process: mitotic chromosome condensation. The record is from RefSeq and is a predicted model, not a curated record.
CCGCCGCCGCCGCCCCCCGCAGCGCCUCUCCCGCCUCUCUACGGCGCGGGUCGCGGGAGCUGCAUCGCCCACUCUGCUUGCUGUAGAGUCGACAGUCCGGGAUCACCGAGCCAGCGACGCGACAGACCGAACCCCUCGUCGUCACCUCCAGUCCGGGCGACCCCUCCCCGGUCAGCCCUCGCCUUGCUGGCCGCCGGAGUCGCCCCCCUUCCCCAGCUCCGACCUCCCCGCGGCCUUACUCCCGCACUCCCGUCUCCGUUACUCCCACAGCCGCCGCCCCCCACCCGGAACAUGGACUCCGACUCCUGCGCCGCCGCCUUCCACCCUGAGGAAUAUUCGCCCGGCUGCAAGAGGCGCAGGACUGUGGAGGACUUCAACAAGUUCUGCACCUUUGUCUUGGCCUAUGCUGGUUACAUCCCCUAUCCGAAGGAGGAGUUUCCUCUGAGAAGCAGCCCCAGCCCGGCCAAUAGCACAGCUGGCACAAUUGACAGUGAUGGCUGGGACACUGGCUUCUCUGAUAUUGCAUCCUCUGUGCCCUUGCCUGUGUCCGACCGCUGCUUCAGCCACCUGCAGCCCACCCUCUUGCAGCGAGCCAAGCCCAGUAACUUUCUGCUGGACAGAAAGAAGACGGACAAGCUGAAGAAGAAGAAGAAGAGGAAGCGAAGGGACAGCGAUGUGCCUGUGAAGGAGGGAUACAGGGAGGGCUUGUUGAAGCUGGAAACUGCUGAUCCCUACGGGGAGACCCCCACAAGUCCCACCCUGCAAGAUAGCCCCCAGGCUCCUGGUGAUCCCUGCUCCGGCUGGGAUUCUGACACUCCCUCAAGUGGGUCUUGUGCCGCUGUGUCACCUGAUCAGGUCAAAGAAAUAAAAACUGAAGGAAAACGGACUAUUGUCCGGCAGGGAAAGCAGGUGGUGUUCCGAGAUGAGGACAGCACUGGCAACGAUGAGGACAUCAUGGUGGACUCAGAUGAUGAUUCUUGGGACCUUGUCACCUGCUUCUGCAUGAAGCCGUUUGCUGGCCGCCCCAUGAUAGAGUGUAACGAGUGCCACACUUGGAUCCACCUGUCCUGUGCCAAGAUCCGGAAAUCGAAUGUUCCAGAAGUGUUUGUCUGCCAAAAGUGCCGGGACUCCAAGUUUGAUAUCCGUCGUUCCAACCGUUCCCGAAUGGGGUCCCGGAAGCUGUUUCUGGACUGACUGCGAGCUAGCGAGGACACAACAGGCGAGGGACUGGAAGGGAUGGGGGCUCUGGCCCUCCUUAGUUGAGCACAGAACUCCCAGCUCUGGUGCAGGCUGAGCCUGCUAUUCAGGUGCCUAAGCAAAAGGACAGGCUGUCCAAGGUCGAGACUGUUCCCAGGCAGCGAGUGAAUAAAACCUUGUUGGCCAAAGUGCUGCCAGAGCUGUGUUCUCCGCAGCAGAGGUGGACAGAGUCAUCCGCUUCUUUCUGAGGUUGCUUUGGCUGAGAGUGAGGGCACAUAGUCCUUGUGACAUUUCACUUUCAUUAACCAGUUCUCACCACUGGGAGCCAGUGCUAGCUGUUCAUCCUGCUCCCAUGGUGAACAGCCAUACAUGUGAGUCUUCAUUGUUAGUCUCUCAUCAGUGUGUCUACCCGUCCAAGUUGCCCUGUCCACUGUGGUACACAUUUGACUUGCCUCAGUUAUACCUGCUGGGCUCGGGAACUGUUGUAGGAGCCCUGUGGUGGUGGUGAGAGGAACCUUGGGUGGUGGGUGAGCUGAUACUGGUUUCCCCAUUAAAAGGGACAGUACUUGGCCACUUCUGUGGGAAGAGGGUUGGUUGGGGGUGCAGGUGGCCUAUGUUCAUGACUCAGUUUCCUGUUUUGCACGAUAUAAAAAUCUAACUUCUCAAGAUACAGCCAAAAGUAUUGGUCAGGUUCUGGUGAAGCCCUUCUCUCUGGUUGGUAUAUGUCAGGCUGCUUUGCAGCGUGGGAGCACUGGGUUCUCUUGUCUUUUCUUCACCUGUCCCAGUAGCAACCUAGGUGAGGUGGUGCUUGGGACAUGUGCUCUGUUCUUUAGAAUAAUGGGGUAAGAAUAGGGGGAGGGGUCUCUCCUACAGUGUCCUCCAUUCAGGCUGGUCAGAUUCCCCAGGACUUGGAAUCCUUUUUGUUUGGAUUGGUGAGUGGUGUGGUAACACUGGCAUGAAUAAAGACGCUGGUCUAGGGACCCCAAUGAAGGCCAGCUCUGAAGCCAGGGAGUUUGCACAGGAACCCCUGCAUCUUGGGGCUCGGAGGAAGACCAGAAGGCUUUGUUUGGCUCGCUCUGAAAGUGUUAAUGCUCUUCAGCAGUUCCAGUUUGGCAAAGUGAUGGGUAUGUUCAUAGUUAUUGUUUGUUAGGCAUGGAAAGGGAAAAACGCUCAAGUUGGUCAUCAUACUUAAUUUGCAUGUUAUUAGUGGCAGAUAGGCUGCAGUCUCCCCGCUCGGGGCUACCCCUUCCUGUGGCACCUUUGCUGGGCCACCAGACAUUCUUACAUAUAAAACACCAAGGGGCUUGGACUGUAGUUUGGCUAAUCAGAGCCCUUUUAAUUUUAUUUCUGGUCCUGGUAUCUUUCAAACUUGUCCAGUUAACUGUCUUUAGUUUUUAAAAGUCCCGUUGCUUCUAUUAAAGUACAAAAGUACAGCUAAAUAGUUUUGAAACUCAAUUUUUUUUUGUGAAGAUCUUGAGGGAGGAUUCUACUAUAAAAACCCUAGGCUGUUGUCUGGCUGUGACUGGGGCAAACGUUCAGGGCAAGUUGGGGAGAAAUUUGCCAAAGAUCUGCCCCAUGACAAUAUUUGUCCAGUGUCUUCGCCACGAGACCAAAGCUCCAAAGUGUGUUUCCUUUUUAUUACCAGCUCCAUAGGUGUUAUAACUGCACCCAGGAAUGGGUGUGCUUUAGUGGAACUGCCAUCUCUGCUCUGUACUUGAUACUCAUCUCAGUUUUGUUUGCUUGAUUUUCUUUCUGUUUGAGCAGAUCUAUCCCAGUGGAUUGGUUGGGGGUAGAUAGAGUUGGGCAGCAGCAAUCAGCUUCUUAUGCAACUGAGGCAUGACCCAUCCACGGGCUCCUGGUUGGUGGCUAAUGAAUCGAGGAGGGAAAGGUGUCACCCCCAAAGUAGAUCCCUCCCUUGGCUUUGGCAGGCCAGACACUCAACAUCGUUUACUGUGGUUCUGUUUGACACAAAAGUUGAUGUGUAUAAAGCCAGCCGUUUCUGUGAAACUGUAUAUUCUGUAAAUAAAGAUGUUGCUACUUUGA